Molecule: messenger RNA, 324 nt
Organism: Stereum hirsutum FP-91666 SS1
Lineage: Eukaryota; Fungi; Basidiomycota; Agaricomycetes; Russulales; Stereaceae
Exons: 4
Coding region: 1-324 (107 amino acids)
Source: RefSeq, a predicted model, not a curated record
AUGCCUAUUUCCCGCAUCGAAAGGCGUGAGAGUAAGGAAGGACGUAUAAGGGAUGCAAGUGUUGUCGCGUUCGAUGGCGUCGGUAUCGAAGACGAAGGGGACGCAACGACAUACGUUCCUCGAGGGUGCACACUUCCGUCUAGCGCACCAUGGAAUGAUUUCGAGCGCGACGGUGGUGACAUCGAAAAGUUGCCCGAAAUGUGGACACGCAAGGCAAAUAGCGGAAGGCACAUGGCUUCGGAGCUCCUGCUUGUGGUCAAGAUUUGGGUGACCAACAAAUCACCAGGUCUGCAGUGCGGCGUGUCUUUGACCCUAAGAUUCUGA